AGGGAGAGGGCGAGAGAGAGAGAGAGAGAGAGAGAGAAAUUAGGUUAUCAAAAUAAAAAGGAAGGGAUAAUAUAUAUUUGGAGGUGUGAAGAAGUGGGGAAGGUAAGGGGGUUUCCUUUCCUUUCCAUUUUGUUGUAAAAUAAUAAGAGAUCUUCGUAAGUAAUUUUGAAAUAUAUAUAUAUUUUUGUAAAGAAAAAUGGGAAGAGGAAGAGUAGAACUGAAGAGAAUAGAGAACAAAAUCAACCGUCAAGUUACAUUCUCAAAGAGAAGAAACGGACUCCUAAAAAAAGCUUAUGAACUCUCUGUUCUAUGCGAUGCUGAAGUUGCUUUGAUCAUCUUUUCCACUCGAGGCAAGCUCUACGAAUUCGGCAGUGCUGGUACUUCCAAAACAUUGGAGCGAUACCAACGUUGUUGCUUCUCUCCUCAACACAAUUUUGCUGAACGAGAAACCCAGAAUUGGUUCCAGGAGAUCUCAAAACUGAAAGCUAAAUAUGAAUCUCUUUGUCGCACUCACAGGCAUUUGCUUGGGGAAGACCUAGGACCAUUGAGUGUAAAGGAGCUCCAAAACCUUGAGAAGCAACUUGAAGCAGCCCUUUCUCAAGCUAGACAAAGGAAGACCCAGAUUAUGAUUGAACAGAUGGAAGAUCUACGUAAAAAGGAGCUUCAACUUGGGAACCUCAACAGGGAGCUUAAGCUCAAGCUGGAAGCAGAGGGACAAAAUGUUAGAGGAAUAGAAAGUUUUUGGAGCUGUGCAUCAGGAUCCGCCUCCGGGCAUCCCAACAACAACUUUCCAUUGCAUCAUCCUUUACAACCUGACCCUAUCGAUUGCCAACACCAACCCCUCUUACAAAUCGGGUACCAGAAUUAUUUCUCAGAAGAGGGGCCAUCUCAUGUCCAAAAGACCAUGACAUGUGAGACAAACUUCAUACAAGGAUGGGUUAUUUGAAUUUGCAUUUCAUAAGACAAAAUUCAACAACAAAAAAAAAAAAACAUAUAUACAACUUUAAUAACAUAGUAGUUUUCUUUUCCUUUUCUCAUGAAUGUUUGGACUACUUUAUUAUUAUUGUCUAUAUUUACUCUGUUUUAAAAUAUAUUGGUGUUUGUUUUGGUCA
Molecule: messenger RNA, 1112 nt
Organism: Cucumis melo (muskmelon)
Lineage: Eukaryota; Viridiplantae; Streptophyta; Magnoliopsida; Cucurbitales; Cucurbitaceae
Product: agamous-like MADS-box protein MADS3
Exons: 8
Coding region: 197-946 (249 amino acids)
Biological process (GO): positive regulation of transcription by RNA polymerase II
Cellular component (GO): nucleus
Molecular function (GO): protein dimerization activity; DNA-binding transcription factor activity, RNA polymerase II-specific; RNA polymerase II cis-regulatory region sequence-specific DNA binding
Source: RefSeq, a predicted model, not a curated record